AUGGUGCAUCUCUCAUUGGGUGAUCCUGAAGUUGGAGCUGUUAAUUUUAAUGUUUUGAAAACACUACUACUACAAAUGUUAAAAGCAAUGAAUUUAUUCAAUUACAAACCGGAUUCAAUGUCCGACGAUGAUAGGCGAUCAUUGAAAGAAGCACUUAGUAUUCCUACAUCAUCAUCAAAUGAUAAACGACAGGUUAAAUUUAAAGAUGAUACAUUUAUUGAAAAAAUUGAUAAUGCUGAGACUAGCAUAUCAGCAAGCGGCGGAGAUGUAAAACCAAAAAGACGUGAUCGAAGCUCUGAACGAUUAGCAUUACUAGAAGAAAAAGUAUUUCGUUUUGAAAGUCAGCUGAAUGCAUUUAAUCAAAUUCCGUCGAAUGAUGAGUUAAUUGAAAAAGCAAAAGAAGUAGGAAAAACAUCACCAAGAAACAUCUCGUCAUCAACAAUGAACGACAGUAGUGGAGAAAAAAGGAAGAGCUCAAAUAAAGGUCCAAUCUUAGAAAUAUGGCAAUACACACAAUUAGAAAAACGAAUUGAAUCGGCUGAAAAUGGGAUAACGAGGCUUGCCUCAUUAUUACAAGAUUUGUUAUCAGACAUGAGUGAUUUGAAGGAGUCGCAUGAAUCAAUGAAAAAAUUGUUGGAUGCACUCAAUAAACAACAAGAGGAUUUAAAAAAUUUGUGUGAUGCGUUGAACAAAGAAAAAGGAAAUUGGGCGAAGAAAAGUGAUGUUGAAGAUUCAAAUGAAAAGAUACGCAAUCUGCAAAAUACGCUGACGUCAUUACGUGAACGUUUGGAUAAUUUACCGCAGCCGACCAGUAAUGGGCAGUCCAUCGAUUUAUCAAAUUAUGUCACAUGGGAUAAAUUAGAAGAUGCGUUACGAGGUAUGCGUGAAUCAGUUGAAAAAUCCACGGCUGCCGCAAUGGAAGCUGCCAGAAAUAUAACUCGCCCACCGGUUGUUGAACGGCAAAUGCAAACUUCUGCCAAGUUUCAGGCUACCCCGACGGCUGAUGAACCACGGAGAGUAUCGUCUGGUAUUUCACCAUCAAAAAGUUUAGCUGAUUUAUUAGAACAGUUGGGUACAUUGAAUGAACGCCAUGAACAAUUGAGAGCGAUUGUUGAAAGUUUAGAGAAUAAGAAACUUGAACGAGACGAAUUUGAAAAAUUUAAAGCAAACAGAGAUUUAGCUGAUAAAAUAGCUUCUCUCGAAAAAGCCUUACACGAUCUUCAACAACAACGAAAUAAAGAAUCAGAAAUUGUGCCUCCACCGAUCCGUUCGAUUUCUCCUAAAGAACCUCCUCAAACUAUUAUACGUGAAACUAUAAUUAAAGAGGUACAACCACGACAACAGAAUCCGGUCAAUAUGUCUGAAGCCAUGCAAGAUUUUCAAACUGCUCUUCAACGUUUACGAGAAGAAAUUGAUAAAAUCAAACAACUUGUCCAAGAAUUGAUCGAUAAUGGUAAAUUAUCUGCUCAAGACAUCGAGGCUCUGAAACGUUUACUUAAACAACUGGAAGAAGCCAAAGCUGAUAAAAAUCAUAUUAAUAUCGAAUUGGACAAGAAAGCAGAUAAACGCGAUUUGGAUAAUCGUGUUCAUAAAAAAGAUUUUCAUACUGCUUGCGAAGAACUUUCCCAGAGUGUCAAUGAUUGUUUGCAAAAAUUCCAUACUCACGAUGAUGUACAAAAACAAGAUUUAGAAAAGAUUACGGGUGAUGUCGAUAGUAAAUUAGAUCGUAGUGAAUUAGAUGCAUUACGUGAUUAUAUUGAGAAACAAUUGAAAAAAUUGAAAAAAUUGGCUAAAGAACAACAAACUCAACAACACGUUCAUAUGAUGUCGGAAGAUGACGCAGCCGGACUUCGAAAACAAUUAAUUCGUUUCCAUUGUAUAUCGUGUGAUAGACCUAUUGAUGUUGCACCCCGUGAACAACAACCUAGUCUGCCAGCUGAACGAGGCAUCAGACCCAUACAAUCACCUCGUCCAUAUACAACAUUUGAAUUAGAUCAAAUUAGACAAUUUCAAAAGAGUCAACAAUACAAUACCGAUUUUGGCUAUGAUGUUUAUGCCACUGUCAGACAAUGUGGCGGUAGUCAUACAAUGACGUUGCCAUUCAAGCGUCAAGUCAAAACGCAGCCUACGGUACCAGAAGAAACGCCUCUAACAAAAAGUGAAGUUGACAUUCAAGGACAUGAUGGUCACAUUUACAAAGGUAGGAUAGACGCAAAAUUAUCUGUUGAUAUAUCGAAAAAACAAGGCAUGGUUAUGUUAACACGUCCUCGUUCGGCGACACAAACAACUCGCAUACAAUCAGGUGGUGUAGAUGGAACAGGAGCAGGAACGUCUUCUUCGUAUCCAGUUGAUCUCGGUGGAGGUAAUUCAGCUCCUCCUCAUGUUGGAAAUGAACAUGGUCCAUUAUUGAUUCGUCAACAGCAAGAUCCACGACAAGAACCGGCCACAGCUGAUAUGAGAUUUAACUGA
Molecule: messenger RNA, 2469 nt
Organism: Didymodactylos carnosus
Lineage: Eukaryota; Metazoa; Rotifera; Eurotatoria; Philodinida; Philodinidae
Source: the annotation of a GenBank genome assembly